AUGAGGACGCCCACUUCGCCGGCCGUCACUCCCAAGAAAACUUCCGAUUCCUGGCAGAUUCCGGCGUUUGACCCCGAAAAACACCGGCUGAGCACAGACCGGCCCGUUGGCUCCUAUCGGCGUUACUCGGAAACCAAAGAACAGAACGGUUCGGGAGGGCUACCCGAAUGUCCCCGAACAGUACCUGUUAUGGGAAAGAUGGAUUGGCUAACGCUCCCGCGAACAAACUUCAACAUUUGCCCUACGUGCUACGAUAGCGUCUUCGCGAAAUCCGAAUUUCGAACGCACUUCCAGCCAAUCCUGCGCCCGACCGAUGAAGCAAUAGUGUGCGACUUUGGAUCCUCCCCAUGGUACCGAAUUGCCUGGCUCCUCACCGUGAAACAUGAACGGCAGGACUUGCGACUGUUCUACCAUGUGGUCAACGUGACCGCCUCAUCGCGCGGUGAAGCAUGCCCCGGCAGCCAGAGAUCGACUCGCAACUGGCUGACGAUCAAAGACCCUUAUACGAGACGGCCAGUGUCCGAAUUUGCGGUUUGCUAUCGGUGCGCAAUGAUAGUGGAGGCUUUGCUGCCGAACCUGACUGGCUUGUUUGUGCCACUGAGCUCCAGGUCGGAGCCAUUGAAGAAAGUCUGCGCAUUGCAUUUCACGCCAAAGAGGAAGCAGUUUGUGCGCUACUUUGAUGCUUUAGAGACGACGUCGGACAAGGCCUUGGUAGGCAGCCAAGCGCCAGACAUUGCCGACCUGGCCCAAGAGCUACGACGGCUUAGUGUCGGUCACGAGUGUCGCGAAGACAAUCCCGUGCGCGACGGCUACUGGCAUAUGAUGCAGUCCCUGCCGGAAAUGACGGUGUGCGAUGCUUGUUUCAACGAGGUCGUUCGACCAAGGGUUCAGGAUGGGAAUAGCGUCGCUCAGGGCUUCUUCACCAAGCCACAGCGAUUGCCCGUUGCAACCUGUCAGCUGUACUCGCCAAGGAUGCGGGAAAUUUUCCACAAGGCCUGUCGACGGCGAGACCGCGAAUACCUCGAAGCGAGGGUGCUGGAACGGCGGGAGAUUGAAGCAGACAUCUUCGAAAAGCUGCUGAAGCUCGAUAAAGCACAGAGAAACGAUGCUCGGUCGGAAAAACAGGUGGAAAGGCUGGUCGAAGAAUGGAAAAGAUGGGAAUAG
Hirsutella rhossiliensis is the source of this 1164-nucleotide messenger RNA. RefSeq names its product proteinrelated to ser/arg-related nuclear matrix protein. Bases 1 to 1164 code for a protein of 387 amino acids. The transcript has a single exon. The record is from RefSeq and is a predicted model, not a curated record. NCBI's taxonomy places the organism in Eukaryota, Fungi, Ascomycota, Sordariomycetes, Hypocreales, Ophiocordycipitaceae.